UUAAUACAGUUUCCCUUAUGCGACCUUCAGAUGGACUUCUGUCUGUCCAUCUUUCUAAACGCUGCAGCAGUGUGUCCAUGUGGUUCGCAUGUCUGCCUCACAGUUCUUGUGCUUUGAGUUUGACUUGCGGCUGCUCGGGCUUCCUUCCGCAUUCCAAAACCAUGCUUUCAGACCACCCAGAAGACAUAGAAGACCAGGCAAAUACAUACAAAUGGUGUCGACCAAAAGCAAAGCCCCAUCCCCGCCGGGACUGAAGAAUUUGGAUUCCUGUGAUUUCUCGCAGUGGUAUCCAGGAAACGCUCCUUUCACCAUGGACCACAAGGAGAAGCUGGUCGACAAAGAUCUCUCUUUAGUGGUUGUUUUGCCGGAUGGUGUGGAAAAGAUGACCACAGUACACGGGAGCAAGCCUCUAAUGGAUCUGUUAGUGACUCUCUGUGCGAGGUACCACCUCAACCCGUCAAGUUACACCUUGGAACUGAUCACCGCCGGCCGGCACAACGUCAAACUCAAGCCCAGCGCUCUCAUCGGAACCUUGCACGCGGAGAAGAUCUUACUCAAACCUAAAGGCGACGAUAAAAAUAAGAAGACGGGUCCUCAAAAGCCUGAGGCCACCGUUCGGAUGGUGAUAAACUACAAGAAGACCCAGAAAGCUAUUUUAAGAGUCAAUCCUCAGAUCCCGCUGACUGAACUCUUACCCGCAAUCUGUGAGAAAUGUGAAUUUGCAGAGGAGACAACAAUUUUGUUGAGAGAUGUGCAAUCGCUGGCCCCUUUGGACUUGUCCUGCUCCCUAAAUGAUUAUGCAAUCCGGGAGGUUUACGCAAGAGAUACAAGAGGACACGUCGACUCUCCUGCGUGUCCAGCUUCACCCACACAUGCAGUUGCAGUGACGCACGGCAAAGAUAAAAAUCAGAAAGAAAAAGAAAACAAGGGCCUCUUCAGCAAGUUUAGAAAGAGCAAGAAAACAUCCGAGCAGGCCACGACAGUCAGUGCGCCGGCAUCUCCGGUGCUCGUGAGCAAGCCUCGACCGCUCAGCAUGGCCUUGCCCGGCUCCAGCUCACCACCUCCGCUUAUGUCGCCGACGUCGCCUGUCGGCGAUGCGCCCAAGAAGAGACGGGCGCCUCAGCCCCCCAUCGUCGUGUCUCAAAGCUGCCACGCGGACCUCGGCACUCGCCAGAGGUUCUACUCCGAGCCUACGACAACAUCAGGGGACUGUGAGGUCUCCGGGUUAAGUUGCGGCUCCUCAGCAGAAUCGUCAUUGAAGAGAACCAAGCGCAAAGCGCCUCAACCCCCAACGUCGCCAAGUGGUGCCGCCCCAGAAACGGUUCCUCCUCAAGAAAAUGUGCAAGAUUCUGUCGGAGCUAAAACGCUGGAGGAGAUCAUGGAGGAGACGUCAGCUACUGCCAGCGAGAUCCAGAGAGAAGACGCCAGUGUCAGCUCGAUGUCCGACAAAGGCUGCGGGGUCGAUCCGUCUCGUGAUCUGUCCUCAGAUGGCAAUCGGUCACAGAGCACCACGAGUGAUUCGGCGAUUCAGACCGUUGAAAAGACGCCAGCCGGCCCGGACUCAUCUCAACUGGCUGCGAGCGUCUCGUGUCAAGUUGAAAGUGAACUUGAGGCGCCUGCAAGCCAGAGGGAAAAAGUUGACAGCGGGAAUGUGACAAGUGAACUCCAGAACUGCCGGUCAGAAGAUGAAGUCUGCCGUGCUGCUUCUGUUUGGGAACACAUCAUUGCCGCCGAGGAGGAGUCGCAUGUUCUCAGCACGUCCCAUCCCGCCGGCGAGGACGCUCAGGUGCAAACCGAUUUCCCACCUCUCCCUGAGCCGCCGCGGCAACAACAGGAACGCACAGAUCAAGCUCCGCCCUCUGCCAAGGAGCCCGGUUUCGAAUCGUCGGACGGCGACAAGCAAGAUAUCGCCACGUCGGCGGGUGAGCCGCUCCGCAGCGACCUCAGAUGCGCCCGAGCCCCCGAGACGUGCCGAACUCCGACGCCGCCCGUAUCCCCGAAGGCCGCGCCCGACGCCGCCUCGCACCCCGAGCUGAAGCCGAAGCCUUCCAACGAGUUAACCAGGGACUACAUCCCCAAGGUGGGGAUGACGACGUACACCGUCGUGCCUCCGAAAUCCAACGAGAAGCUGAGGUAUUUCGAAGUGGCACUGACACUGGAAACGGCGCCCGUUGCCGCGGAAGACGUUAGCGAGCGCUCAAAUGCACCCAGGGACCGAAUACUGAGCAGCACUACUACUCCUACUACCACCACCAGCGCACUAAACACUGUCAACGGAUGCCUCGCUGAAGCCACUCACGCCUCAUCACCGAGCAGCUCGCCGAAAGCAGAUGACGCUCUCCGCUCCUCUCAAGCAGGUUCACCAGGAGAGGUCAAGGCGACGAAAAUUCCGCCCGCAACGAAACCAAAGCCGGGCUCUUUCCGCUUGUCAAAGCACAAAAAGACUCCUGGGUAUUAUGUAACCUCGGCAGCAGAGAAGAGCCCAGGUGCCAGUUCAUCUCCUGGCCACAUGGGGGAUCAAGUAGACCGAGCACUGUUGCUGCCGCCGCCGCCGCCUCCUCCCCCCGUACAAGGCGACACCGAAGCAACCGCCAUACAAGCGACGCGUGUGACAAGGCAGAGCAGUCUGCCGGCCAAAGAGCCGAGCUUCGGGCUAAGCUUGGAGAAGCUGAAGAGCUUUGCGGCCCCCAGGCCUUAUUCCCCCUCCACGCCGUCCCGCUUCGCCCAGGCCGUGUCCUCGGCCGUGAAGCGGAGCCAUUCGCUGUCGCUUCGGCCCAAACCAGACAGUUCUCCUCCGGUCACACCCUCUUGUCCUGCUGCAAAUCGCUACUCGGUCAUCGAGCGAAAUGCGGGGAAAGAGUUCAAGGUCGAUGAGGUGAUGAAUGAAAAAGGAGUCGAAGGGCAACUAACGUCGCCGAGUGAGCUGCUGCGGACAGACGGAAUGACAGAGUCCCCCAUAGCGGUGCCUUAUGACAAAAUCUGAUCUACUGAGAGGAACAUCCUGUUUUUUUUUGUUUUUUUUUGUUCCAGAAACCUUUUCGGCACAAGAGCCAAACGGUCUUUUUGUCUCGACCUCUUUUGAUUGGCAGUGUAUAUCGAUUUAAUGUAUGAAUUGCUGUAUUUUGCUUUAUAUUUGCUCCCAUUUCAAUAACGGCCUUCGGUUGACUUGCAUAAUUUAAUAUCUCUUUAUUUUGUGCCAUGUGCUGUCUUGCAUUAAAUGCAUUACUGUUUUUGCCUGGACCGAUACGUGAAUAAGAAGCGAUGCUAUAAAUUAUAAAGAUGAUUUUCAGAGUUGCAAGAAUGUCGUUGUAUGACGGUUUAUGUUGAAUAAGUACCUACAUAUUGAUUUAUGAUUUUGGGACGGACCGGGUUUGACUUGUGGUACUCAUUGCCCCUCGUUUGCGUUGUUGAUAUUUAAAAUGUGUUUUCACAUGUUGAUGUGAAUAAACCUGAACUACGCACGUCGCUGUAGUCAAACAGUGUUGUAAGCAAUAAAGCUUUUAUCAUUUCAA
Molecule: messenger RNA, 3512 nt
Organism: Hippocampus comes (tiger tail seahorse)
Lineage: Eukaryota; Metazoa; Chordata; Actinopteri; Syngnathiformes; Syngnathidae
Gene: cobll1b
Product: cordon-bleu WH2 repeat protein-like 1b
Exons: 13
Coding region: 89-2983 (964 amino acids)
Molecular function (GO): actin monomer binding
Source: RefSeq, a predicted model, not a curated record